Messenger RNA from Cicer arietinum (chickpea), 1624 nucleotides. RefSeq lists its product as uncharacterized. Gene Ontology annotation, molecular function: aldehyde-lyase activity. The record is from RefSeq and is a predicted model, not a curated record. Gene Ontology annotation, cellular component: cytoplasm. Lineage: Eukaryota; Viridiplantae; Streptophyta; Magnoliopsida; Fabales; Fabaceae.
AUCUAGCCUUGGCCAACUUAAUGUAGCAUAUAGCAUGUGCAUGUGACAUUUUUAUCUACGGGAAAUAACCAGCUCAGCUGCAUGAAUUAAACAAACAUAAUCUAAACACAAUAAAACAAAUAACAAAUAAGAAUACAGAAAUAAAUGCAAAAUUAAUCACCAAAACCUCACUCCACUACACUGAGUUCUUCUUCUUCAAGAACAAGAAGAACAAACCCAGAAACAAAAAUGGGUACCUCUACCACCACCUUCUUCACUCUCACACCACCAAAACCAACAAUCACAUUCCUCUCUUCAACUUCCACUAAAUCCAACUUUCUCAUCCCUUCCAAUCUCAAUUUCAACUUCUCUUUCUCCAUAACCCAUUCCUCCACACUCAACAACACCCCACCCAUUCUCAAAUCAUCCUUCUCCGACGACACAACCACCUCCAUCACCACCACCUCCCCCUCUCACCGCAACCUCAAAUCCCGUCUCCGCUCCGGCGAAACCCUCUACGGCCUCUUCCUCCUCACCUUCUCCCCAACUCUAGCCGAAAUCGCUGGUCUCUCCGGCUACGACUUCGUCGUCAUCGACAUGGAACACGGCCACGGCGGCAUCUCCGAAACUCUCCCGUGUCUCCACGCGCUCGCAGCUUCGGGAACACCAGCCAUCCUCCGCGUCCCCGAAACCACAUCAGCCUGGGCCAAAAAAGCCCUAGAUCUAGGCCCACAAGGAAUCAUGUUCCCUAUGAUAGAGUCCGGUAAUUCCGCAUCAGAAGCCGUUUCUUAUUGCCGUUUCCCACCAUCUGGGCUUCGUGGAUCGGCCCAUCCAAUAGUUCGGGCUUCCAAAUACGGAUUCGACGAAGGUUACUUAAAUAACUACCUCGACGAGCUUUUAAUAAUGUGCCAGGUGGAAUCCGAACAAGGAGUGAAAAAUAUCGACGAGAUCGUAGCCGUUGAUGGUGUUGACUGUAUCCAAAUCGGACCGUUGGAUCUUAGCGCUAGUAUGGGGUAUUUGUGGGACCCGGGGAAUAAGAAUGUUAGGGAGACGUUGAGGGAAGCGGAGAGGAAGGUUUUGAAGAGGAAGAGUGAAAACGACGACGUUUUUCUUGCGGGUUUUGCGAUGCCGUUUGAUGGUCCACAUGAUCUUAGGUCACGUGGUUAUCACAUGGUGUCCGGUGCUUCUGACGUUGGUUUGUUUAGGAAUUGUGUUGUUGAUGAUGUUUUCAGGUUCAAGACGAGUUUGGUUGAGGAUGGUUCGGAUAGUGAAAGGGAAAGAGUUGGUAAAGAUGGUGAUGAGAAGUAUUGGAGUGAAUGAAUCACUGAUUCUAUAGGAAAAGGCGGAAGAAUAGUUCAGCAUGUGUUAUGCUCCAUAUCGUAGAUUCUAUUUUCUUUGUAUUUUGAUUCAGUGAUGUAGUGUUGUUAGUUAUGAAUUAUCAUAUGCUGUUAUCUUCACUGAUAAUAACUGUUUUUGAUAUGUUAAAAGGUAGAUGUUUCAAAUUGCCGUUGUAGUUGUGUUAUUUGAUAUUACAGAUAAUUGAGGUCAAAUGAUGCCAUGUAAAUGCGGAAGCAUCAAUGUUUUCAAUGUUGCUGUAGAGAUUGUGGUUUAAAUAUUUUGGUUAUAUAGUUUAUAGUUACAUGCA